This is a messenger RNA of Ordospora colligata OC4, 1527 nucleotides long. RefSeq lists its product as uncharacterized. The coding region runs from base 1 to 1527 and encodes 508 amino acids. NCBI's taxonomy places the organism in Eukaryota, Fungi, Microsporidia, Ordosporidae. The record is from RefSeq and is a predicted model, not a curated record. Gene Ontology annotation, molecular function: protein binding. The transcript has a single exon.
AUGUUUGUGCUAUACCUUGCAUUUGCUACAUGUAUGUCUCUAAAGAAGGCUUUGUUUGAAGACGGAGAUUUGCAGAGUGCAAUUGAUGUUUGUGAAACAAGAUUAGAUCCGUUUGAUCAUUUCUAUUCAUACUUUGUGAAGAAGGUGUUUAUGGGUAAAGCAGAUGAAGCACUAACUGCGUAUGUGCUGUCGAGUGGGGAUGAUUUAAGAAAUAUUGUUCUUGGCUCUGUAGCAAUGAACUCAGGAAGUGUAAAUAAGGACCUAAAGCUUGCAGCUGACUUGCUCUGGAGUGAAUCAUCGAAGGUUUCCAUGAAAUACCUGCACAAUCCACACGAAUUCAGUGUGAUGGACCGAUUUGAAAGCUUAGAAAAGACGCUUUUACCAUCUAGGGCUAUUGAGAACAUUAUCACCAUGGUUUAUUCUGGAGAUGAAGGGUCUGGACAGUUAUUUCUGUCACUGCUUGAUAGAAAGCAAUUGUUUUUAAAGGACCACACUCGGGUAGUGAUGCAUCUUGCACAGAAAGGACAUGCACGAGCACUUGGAUACCUUGGUGAGAUGCACUACUACGGAAUAGGCGUGGAGAUGUCUCUUGAGAAGGCAAUGUUUUUCUACUCCAAAGCGAAGGAGAUGAAUGAUGCGAUUGGGAUGUGUGGAGUUGGAAAGGUACUGCUUUCAUCAGAGUAUAUGGACAAGAAGAAUGCAAGACAUACACUUGCUCGUGCAUCAAGGUUUUUACGUUCUGGAGAGAUUGAGUAUUUGUUGUAUCUAUUGAAUUUGAGCAGGCAGUCUUUGAAUGCAGACAUGCAUAUGGAGAAUGCAUUGAGACAGGGGUACCUUCCAGCAAUACACAUGGAUGGAAUGAAAUACUACCUGAGGGGAGAGUAUGCAGGUGCAUGUGCUAGAUAUCAAGCAGUGUUGGAAUAUUCAGAUGUAAUGGUUGAACUGAGGAGUAUGGCUCAAAAGAACUUUGUAGAAGGAAAGUAUAGACAGAGUGUAAUUGCCUUACUUAUGUGUGCAGAGCUUGGAUCGAUGCAUUGCAUGCAGAAUGCAGUGUAUUUACUUGAAAGGCAUUGGCUAUUUGAUAACCAACAUGAGAUUCUUUUAUGGCUUUAUAUGCAGCUUCUUCAAAGAGGAGACUAUGAAGUGGUGAAUAGGAUAGGAAAUGCGUAUUUCUAUGGACGAGGAGUAGCAAAAUCGUACAAGGAUGCACUGGCAUACUAUAUGUCGGCAGCGCUGAUGAACAGUGCCGAAGGACAUUAUAAUGUUGGAUAUAUGUAUGAGCAUGGAUAUGGAGUUGAGAAAAGUGUUGUGAGUGCAUUACGGCACAUAAUGAGGAUACAGUCGACGGAUGAGGUGUAUUUGUUGUUGUUCUACACGUAUCUACGACUUGGGAUGAAGCUUAUUGUAGGAAGUGUGUUGAAUAAGUAUGUAGUGGGACUCUAUGUGGGAUGGAUGGGAAUACGAAAGAUGUGUAAGAUUGGGAUGAAGAGGGAAUUGAAUGUAAAUGCUAGAGAUAAAAACAACUGA